AUCAUUAGCAGAGGCAGUAAGCACUCAAUUCUACACUAAGAAUUUUUUAUUGUUUGGCACAGCAUCGAAGCGACAGUAUCCACGCUAUUUGCUAGACAUCGGAAUUUUAGGGAGGGGUGCACGAUGAUCCAAAAGAAACCUCCUUACUUUUGUUCGACAAGGUGAAAAAUUUGAUGCAUUCAAAAUUGGAUAUGUCGUCUGGAAUUGAAGCAUUCGAUGGUGCCAGGCGCCUCGGGCAGUGCAAAGUUGACAAAAACAAAAAAACUGUUUUACGGUUCUAAUCUAAUCUGCAAGAAUCGCACCAAACUUAAAAGUACAAAUAUUUUUGUGGAAUACGAUCUGGACCCGGAAUCUGUCCAAAAGCGCAAGACACUUGGACAAGCGGCUUCUGAAUACAGGAAACUUGGUCUUAAUUCCCGCAUUGCCGGAUCAGAUGUACGUAUUAACUAUAUCAACUAUACUAUCGAGGACUUGAAUAAUUUAAGUCAGGAAGAAACAAUCAAAUGCAACAAGCCUUCGACGACGAACAUGAGCAACUAUGAUUCUCUUCUAACAAAAACAUGCUUCUUAUUGGAAUGCUGUGCACCUUUUUAGUAAGUGCAACAGCAGAGUUUUGUUACACAGAUGUGGAAGCUGCUUGCAGUUCAAGUCCAACUGCAGUGGAUGGAAGAUUAUUGAAAAAUUGCAAUGCGAGGUACGGAUCUUUCGAAGGUAUGCAAGCUGAACUUCAGGCAUAUGUAAAUGCUCAUGUUGAAUCUAGUUUUGAAUAUUUGCUAAUGUCCACACAUUUUGGAAAUUACGAAGCUAAUCGAGAAGGUUUUAAAGGAUUAUAUCGUCAGUUAUCGGACAGCGCAUGGGGGAAAGCAAUUGAUAUUAUCAAAUUCAUCACAAAGCGGGGAGGUAGAAUGAAUUUUAAUCAGCUCCCACACUUAAAAAAAAAUGCGAAAGAUUCCCGAGUUCUAGAAUUGAAUGAACUGAACAGUCUAGCAAAGGCGUUGGAUACUGAAAAACAAUUGGCUGAAGAGGCCCUACGACUUCACGCACAAACGCAAAACCAUCCGAAGCAGGACGCUUCAGUAGCACAUUAUUUGGAGGAAAAAUUCAUGGAGUCACAGGCAGAAACUAUUCGAAAGUUAGCAGGACAUACAAAUGACCUUAAAAGCCUUUUAGCUGACAGAGAUUCAUCUCUUUCUGUAUAUUUGUUUGACGAAUAUCUUAAAAAACAACUUUAAAUCACUAAUUUUUUCGUUUGAAGUUUUUCUGUGAAUAGUAUUUUCGUAUAGUGGUUACUGCAUAUUUUUGCGUUAUUCAAUGUUCUCCCAGUAUGAAAUGCAUAAAAAAGAUUCAGAUAUUAUUCUUUAAUCGAUAUCAAAAAGUAUUUAGGUUAUCUUUUUAUAAUCAAUUACGUGCUAAUUAUUUAAUUGCUAUGAAGAAAAUUAUAUUCGCUAUGAAAUGGGAACAUUAAUAAAAUAUGCUUAAUAAAAAUAGGUGUAUUUUGUAUUCAAAUUAGCUCUUAGGUAAUCCAAAUAUGGUCCGCCGAAAGGCCUGUUUGGUUGGUUUUCCUUGCAUAGGUGGCUGAGAAUUUUUGCAUUAGAUCAACCGAGAGAAAAUGGUUACGAUUUUCGUAUGGCAGUACCUCGAAAAACGAGUAGGGUGCGAUCGUCUUACCUACUAGAAUUUGUUUUGUAAAAUGAUAUAAAUCAUUUCACCAUAGUAUUGUGAAAUAGUAUGAUCAGCCUCAACGCCUAACUGAAUGUAGAAUUGCGUAGGGUUAUUUGCUGAAACCGCAUUCGGACUUUGCGUAGUCACUGUGGAAAUAAGACCGGGCGUGGUUUAAGUGAUUACAAAAUGCUGAUUAAAAAAUGUUGAAGG
Messenger RNA from Belonocnema kinseyi, 1872 nucleotides. RefSeq lists its product as uncharacterized. Gene Ontology annotation, cellular component: cytoplasm. The record is from RefSeq and is a predicted model, not a curated record. Lineage: Eukaryota; Metazoa; Arthropoda; Insecta; Hymenoptera; Cynipidae. Gene Ontology annotation, molecular function: ferrous iron binding; ferric iron binding. Bases 561 to 1232 code for a protein of 223 amino acids. Gene Ontology annotation, biological process: intracellular iron ion homeostasis; iron ion transport. The transcript has 5 exons.